UGGGUAGAGUCAGUCCAGAAAGAUCAAUCGCAAGCAAAUUUCUAUGUGAAGAAAAUGGAAUCAAGUGUAGUAUUCAAUAGUAUCGUUAGAGUUAAAGAAGAACCAAUCGACGUGUGGCUCGGUGAAAAUGAUUACAUUGAAAUUGACAAGACACCCAAUGUCAACAAUUUUCAAUUCUUAAGGCAUCCGCAAGAAAAUCAAAUUCAAAAAUCUGACGAAAAUCACGAAAGUGAACUUGACGACUUGGCGAUCGAGUUGGAAUGUAAAGACAUGAAGCCGAGCUUGGAUUUAUUAGCAGUUAUGAAAAUUGAAAAUGGUUCUGAAGAUCACUUGGCGGCUAUUGAAAAUGGUAACGAAUAUCAAACUCAAAGCAUUAAAUUAGAACCUUUGGAUGCAGUAAAAAAAGAAUCGUUUGUGGACGAAGCAAAUCAAUUGAGUAUGAACUCAAACUGUGAAAUCUUUGCGACAAUGAAAAGAACAACAGUUGUAAAAAAUGGGGAUUAUAAACAUAAACUCAAAAAACACAUUGUUAACACGCCGAAUGGUAAAAUCGCUUAUCCUUGCGAUACAUGUGGAAAGGCAUUCAGACAAAAAAAAAGUCUCAAAAUCCAUAUCGACUCGGUGCAUUUUAAAAUCACCCACAGUUGUGACACAUGUGGAAAAACAUUCAGACAUAAGAGAAGUCUCAAAGUUCACAUCGACUCGAUGCACCAUAAAAUCACUCAUGACUGUGAAGUAUGUGGAAAGUCAUUCUCAUUUAAAGAUUCUCUCAAAAAACAUAUUGAAGCGAUACAUAAUGGUAAAACUCCGACAUGCCAUAUCUGCAGAAAGACGUUCUCUAAAAAGGGUUAUCUCCAAACCCACAUCGAUUCAGUGCAUAAUAGUGAAAAAAGUUACGAAUGUGACGAGUGUGGCAAGAAGUUCUCGCGAAAGGGCAAUCUUCAAAUCCACAUUGAUUCAGUACAUAAUCAGAUCACUCAUGCCUGUGCUAUAUGUGGAAAGACAUUCAGAUACAAAAAAAAUCUCAAAAGUCACAUCAAUUCUGCGCAUCUUAAAAUCACUCAUGUCUGUGAAGUAUGUGGAAAGUCAUUCUCACUUAAAGGUUAUCUCAAGAAACAUAUUGAAGCGAUACAUAAUGGUAAAACUCCCACAUGCGAUAUCUGCAAAAAGACGUUCUCUCAAAAGAGCAAUCUUCAAACCCACAUUAAUUCAGAACAUAAUAAGAUCACUCAUGCCUGUGCUAUAUGUGAAAAGACAUUCAGACAACUUUUAGGUCUCAAAUUCCAUAUCGACUCGGUGCAUCUUAAAGUCACCCAUAGUUGUGACAAAUGUGGAAAGUCAUUCGGACAUAAGAGCACUCUUAAAAAUCACAUCGACUCAGUGCACCAUAAAAUCACUCAUGCCUGUGAUAUAUGUGAAAAGUCAUUCUCACUUAAAGAUUCUCUCAAAAAACAUAUUAAAGCGAUACAUAAUGGUAAAACUCCGACAUGAGAUAUCUGCGGAAAGACGUUCUCUCGAAAGAGUAAUCUCCAAACCCAUAUAAAUUUAGUUCAUAUUUGUCGAGAAGGUUACGAAUGUGAUGUGUGUGGCAAGAAGUUCUCACUAAAGAAUGUUCUGAAAAAUCAUAUUGAUUCCACGCAUAAUGGCAUCACAUACCCGUGCGAUUUUUGCGGAAAGACAUUUUCCCAAAAAUGUCAUUUGAAAACUCACAUCGACUCGGUACAUAAUAGUCAAAACCUUUACAAAUGUGACACGUGCGGUAAGAAAUUCUCGCAAAAAGUUCAUCUUAAAAGUCAUAUUAAUGCAAUGCAUGUUUGUGUCACACUUACGCGCGAAAAUCAUGCGGGAAGACAUUUUUAAGAGGUAGCAAUCUCAAAAGACACAACAUUUCAGUUCGUGAUAGUAUAAUCACCUAUCCAUGUGACGCCGGUGCAAAGAUAUUUUGUGCGAAGUUAAAAUUUUAAAGCACAUGUAAACGGUUAACUCGCUUAACGGUUAACUUACACAAUUAUAAUUUAAUCAAUGGAUACAUUUGAUAUAUUCAAUUCUGUUCACCGUAAGAUCAAGUAAUAUUUUAUAUCAUAUUAUAGUAUGUUUUUCUGUAUUGUACUCUGCUGCGAGUAUUUUAUGUAAAAUAUAGUACUCGAGAGUGGGCCAUUAGGAGCAAUCAAAAAAGUAUGCAUCAUACUCAGUACAUCGUCUAUUUGAAUAAAUAAUUGAAUAUUGUAA
Molecule: messenger RNA, 2229 nt
Organism: Trichogramma pretiosum
Lineage: Eukaryota; Metazoa; Arthropoda; Insecta; Hymenoptera; Trichogrammatidae
Product: zinc finger protein OZF-like
Exons: 3
Coding region: 55-1491 (478 amino acids)
Biological process (GO): regulation of transcription by RNA polymerase II
Molecular function (GO): RNA polymerase II cis-regulatory region sequence-specific DNA binding; DNA-binding transcription factor activity
Source: RefSeq, a predicted model, not a curated record